AUUAGAAAUUUCCAUAUAAUGGAGCAAAAUGUAGCUGCUCAUGUCAUUGGCGUAGAUGACGACUUAUUAGACAUGGAGUUAAGUAGUAGUAGUAGUAGUGAUCAAUAUUGGAAUAACAUGAUGAUCAUGAAUAACAUUACUACUACUACUAAUAAUAAUUCUAGUGACAAUAAUGAUCGGAAUAAUAACAUGGUUUAUCCAAAUUCCAUGUUGAGCAACCGCCAAAUGAAAUCCCUCGCCGCGCUCUGUGACACCUUUUUGCCUUCCAUCGACGCCUCACGCCACACCACCGACGAGGCUGUGCUCAAAUUCUACGCCAUCUCCGCUGCCACGGACCAAACUCCACAACACGUAGGUGGGUUGAUUAGCCAAAAAGUGAAACACCCAAAGGUGUGGCUGCUGAGAGUGGCAUUGUGGGCGUUGUCGACGUGGUACGGAACGCUCGUCCUCUGCGGAACAGCCAGUCUCUCCUCCUCUUUCCCAUACAUCCAUAGCUUUCCUACGCUCUCUCUCCGCACACGCCACCAGAUUCUGGAAUCCUGGUCUCGCAGUUACUUUUUUCUUCUUCGUCUUCUCUUCAAGGUCCUCAAGAUUCUCACUUUCCUCGUCUUUUUCACCCAGUUAGAUGAGAAAACAAGUCACAACGUUUCAUGGAAAGCGAUUGGCUACACUGGUCCCGAUCUUAAUACCACCACAAUCACCACCAGUACAGCUACUGAUCAUGAGCAAAAACAAUCUGAGGAACAAGCUGAACAACUCUUUGGACCUCUUUACAGAGGUGUUGUCAAUCUCAACAAACCUGAUCAAAGCCUAAAUAAUUUAAGACUCUUCGGAUUUCCCACCCAAUCACGACCCCGACAAGCAACAAGCUCACUCGACAAUCCUUUCUUAACCACAAAGUGCGAUGUGGUCGUGGUCGGUUCCGGUUCCGGAGGUGGUGUGGUGGCCGGCGCCCUUGCCAUGGCUGGUUACAAAGUGCUGGUUCUCGAACAAGGAAAUUACUACGCAAGAAAGAACCUCACGCUUCUUGAAGGCCCCACCAUGGACAAGAUGUACCUGUCCAACGGUUUGAUGGCCACCGAAGACAUGCAAGUUCUGCUUCUGGCUGGCUCCACAGUGGGCGGCGGCUCUACCAUCAACUGGUCAGCCUCCAUUCGCACUCCCCAGCAUGUGAUGAACGAAUGGUGUGACCGUUGCGAGCUCGAACUCUUCGGCAGCGAAAUGUACCGAGAAGCGUUGGAUGUGGUGUGCGAAAGAAUGCAAGUCCAGUCGGAGUUUACAGAAGAAGGUUUCAACAACGCAAUUCUCAGAAAAGGGUGUCAACAAUUGGGUCAUCCCGUUCAUAACAUCCCUCGAAAUGCACCGCCGGAUCAUUACUGUGGCUGGUGCUGUCUUGGAUGUCAAGACGGCCGGAAGAAGGGAACUGCCGAGACAUGGCUGAAGGACCUUGUCGAUUCAGGAAACGGGGUCAUUCUACCAGGCUGCGAGGCCGUAAAAGUGUUGCACCACCGAAAGAAAGGAAGAGCGCGGAGCACGGCUACAGGAGUGGCCUUCGAAUUCGAAAACAGAUUAGGAAAGAAAGAGAUGUGCGUGGUAGAGUCCAAGGUGACGGUGGUUGCAUGCGGGGCUCUUCGGACACCAACCCUUUUGAAAAGAAGCGGAGUGAAGAAUCCCAACAUCGGAAAGUACUUGCAUCUGCACCCGGUGGUGAUGGCAUGGGGCCACUUUCCGGAUAUGGAGCAGAGAAGCUACGAAGGAGGGAUCAUGACGGCGAUGUCGAGUUUGGAGGAUAAGUCAGGAUACGGAGUGGUGAUACAGACACCGUCGCUGCACCCUGGGAUGUUCUCGAUUCUGAUGCCGUGGGUGUCGGGAAAAGACAUGAAAGAUCGAAUGCGGAAGUUCUCGAAAACGGCUCACGUGUUUGCGCUGGCGAGGGACAAAGGGUGGGGAAGAGUGAAGUCGGAGAGAUCGAUCGGAUACGAGAUGGAAGAGGAAGAUGAGGAGAAACUGCAGAGAGGAGUGGAGAAGAUACUGAGAAUAAUGGCGGCAGCGGGAGCGGAGGAGAUGGGGACACACCAUGGAGAAGGGAGGAGCAUCAAUGUGAAAAGCGCAAGCAAUGAUGAGUUGGAGAGGUUCGUGAAAGAGGAGAGUAAAAGGCCGAUCAAAGGGCUUUCUUCUCCCAUAUGUUCGGCUCAUCAAAUGGGGAGUUGCCGGAUGGGAGUGAGGGCGGAGAAGUCGGUGGUGGACCAGACGGGAGAGAGUUGGGAAGUGGAGGGGCUGUUCUUGGCCGAUACAAGUGUCUUUCCCACUGCUCUCGGAGUCAAUCCAAUGGUCACCGUUCAGGCUCUUGCUUAUUGCACUGCCCAAUCUAUUCUUCAACUACUUAGGAGAAAGAAAUUAAAUUUUAAUUAACUUUAAACUAAAUAGAUAUUAAUAUACUGUAUUUAUCUCCUCCUUUAUUGUACCUUCAAAAUAUUUCAAUAGAAGUUAUAAUUAUAAUUAUGUAA
Humulus lupulus (European hop) is the source of this 2507-nucleotide messenger RNA. RefSeq names its product long-chain-alcohol oxidase FAO4A. The record is from RefSeq and is a predicted model, not a curated record. The transcript is spliced from 3 exons. Gene Ontology annotation, molecular function: long-chain-alcohol oxidase activity; flavin adenine dinucleotide binding. NCBI's taxonomy places the organism in Eukaryota, Viridiplantae, Streptophyta, Magnoliopsida, Rosales, Cannabaceae. Bases 19 to 2412 code for a protein of 797 amino acids.